Molecule: messenger RNA, 927 nt
Organism: Paramuricea clavata
Lineage: Eukaryota; Metazoa; Cnidaria; Anthozoa; Malacalcyonacea; Plexauridae
Source: the annotation of a GenBank genome assembly
AUGACAAUUGUGACCAAUAUGGCUGCCGAGCAAGGACAAGAAACAGUGACCCGUCAAGAUUACUUCUUUAAACUUCCAAAUGAGAUUCUUUCUAUGAUAUGUUUACAUCUAUCUUUGCGUGAUAUGGCCCGAUGUAUGCGACUGUGCAGAAGAUUUAAAACAAUUUUAUCAAGUCGAGAAUUCCGGAAGGAUUAUUUGAAGAGCAAGGUCAGCUUUGUUCAAGUCAAUAAAGAUGGCGCUCAACACAAGUUAACUAGAUUCAACUUAGAUAAAUUACUGAAUAAAUGGUAUUGUUAUUGGGACGAUUCAGAUGAAAUGCCUGGAGCAAAUGACCCAACUCGCUACAUAUUUAGACCCUUUCCCAAAAUGUGGUCAAAUGGUAUAGUGACACCAGCUAACUUUGAACCUUUUGCACAGGAUUGUGAUUAUAAUUCAUUUAACAGAGCAUUGUACUUGUUGUUAAAACUUCGUAGGAUGUGUAGGAAAUUCCAAGUUAGAACCAUGCCUAUUUGCAGUGAGAUGAACUCUGUUCCCGAUAUAUGUUUAUUUCCCUGGUCUCACGAUAACCUACCAACACCUCGGGAUGUUCUCGAAAUAUUUAAUGCACACGAAGUAUUGGCUGAAGAUAUAGAUGAUGUUCAUGUUGCAGAGGAGCUUGGCUAUAUGACAGGAUUUCGUCCCAGUUAUAUUGAAACUGAAGUUGAUUUUGAAUUUUAUACUCAGUCACUCAACAACACUUUCUCCAAGAUUAAGAAGAAAAAUCAAUAUGAAACACAACUGUUUCAGUGGCUACACAAGUUGUUUCAACCAUCGUUAAUGUUUUCUUGUGGUACACAUUCCAUUGAACCACAACUUUAUUUCCAUCUUACUGUCCUCUCACCAGGAUGGGUUGGUGGUAUUUUUACUAUUGUACGUCUUAAUAUGUAG